UACAGUUUCUAAGGCGAAUGGCAACCGCUUAUUAAUUCUUUUCCUUUUCACAAAUAACGAUUAUGUGAUCAAUCCCCACCCUUCUAUAUAACUAAAGAUUCACUUGCAAUGCUUGUUCCUAUUUUUACCCUCAAACUGGGCCAUAAGAUUCAUCCUCGAACAGCAGCGUUAGGUCGUUACGAUGGAAGACAUCCAUGUCUGACAGCAGGCACAACUGCUGGAAAGGUUGGCGAUUUUUGUUUUGGUACUUUUUUAUUAUUAUCGAAAUAUGGUAUUUUUUUCUGGCUUAUCCAAAUUGGAUAAAUAGUUACUGAAACAAGGAAUCGUGCUCUCGUCUGAAACAGGAAGCAACGCGAGCAACUGUGUAAAACAUACCGGGUGACUAGGUUCUAUUUAUUUGAUGUCGGCAAUAAACAACAGAGAAACUUUUUUCCGUUUGGCUCUGUUUGGCGGCCAAAAAUACUGAUAUGGUGGCCAUUUUUUAAUCGAAGAUAGCUGAAGUUUGGACUUAUCACUGCUUUCGUAUAUUACAAAUUGAGAGUCUUGAAAGGCUUGACAAUUUUUAGUCAGUUGGAGCUGUUGAACUUUUUUUCCCAUAGCAUGCGAGAAAGAAAAAAUCAGAAUCUUUUUUGAAGAUUCAACUCCAUUGAAGUCUUAAUUUCAUGGGCAGGUGAUCCUCUAACUGAGCCACGAGGAACAACUUGGCAAACUGCAGGCUUGACCAGGCUUGAUUUUGACAAUUUUUCUGCAUAUAGGGAGGUUUGAUCAAGAAUGCCGAAAAUGAAUAUCAAGAUGUUUUUGUUUCAGAUUACGAUGAACUAAUUUGUUUAGACAAAGGCAAAUUAAUUCAAAAUUGAUUUGAAGUGUAGGAUCAUAGCAUAUGAUAUACCCAAGACUUUUUAUGAUCUAAUGGUGAAUUAGAAGGGACAUUGAGAGAAUAUGUUCUACAGGUAUCCGGUUAGAUUGCACCAUGGUUAGAUUGCUCCCAGUUAGAUCGCUCCAACCAAAAGUUAGAUCGCUCCACUCGAAAGUUAGAUCGCUCCAUCAAAUAAGUUACUUCGCUACCAACAAGGUACUUCGUUUCAUGUUGUAAUGUGAAGUAUUGCUUAGCAAUGAUCUUUAAAGUUCAUAGGUGAUGAUGUGUCUUGCGACGAUUCGAGUACAUCGUAUUCACUCUGUCCUUCAGAUUAACCACCUAUAUAUUUAUAUAUAUAUAUAGAGGUGACUAGAAGCAUAGCGAUGAUGGAAUAAAUGAUCGUGGUUACACUUCGUGAGUCUGUUACAUGAGGCUUCAUUUGUUCUCUCUGCGUAACUCAGAUUUAUUUCAAGCGCGCGCGAGCGAUAUUAAUCGAUUGUUAAGUAAGAUAUACACGUCAUUUGAUGAAUUAUAAAUUUAGAUAGCUUAGUUUUGCUACCUUUACCUUAGUUUUCUACACGGAGAGAAGUAACUUAUAUUGAUGGAGCGAUCUAACUUUCGAGUGGAGCGAUCUAACCUUUGAUUGGAGCGAUCUAACUGGGAGCGAUCUAACCAUGGUGCGAUCUAACCAUAAUUCGUUCUACAUUAAUGUGUGUUUCUUAGAAACUGGACUCAAGAGGGAGUACUUUGAGAUGCACUUCAUUUCAUCAUAAUUUCUUUCAUUAGAUCUUUUGUAUUAAUCAAUUUUCCAUGUAUAUUUAAAUGAAAUGUCAUUUAAUCUGUCUUAUGAUCUUUGGUAUUUAGGUUUUUAUCCACAAUCCCCAUAGUGGCACCCUUCAGGGAGGCAGAGCAAUUGCAAGUCAUGAUACCGACAUUAGUAUUUUAAACAUCAACCAACAAGUUUCUGCUGUUGCAGCUGGUCCCUUGAACACCUCUGGAUGUGACACACUUCUUGUUGGUACACCCACAAACUUCUUAGCCUAUGAUGUGGAGAACAAUUCUGACCUGUUCUAUAAAGAUGUAAGUGACUGAGUGGUAAUACUGAAUUAGGGCCUAGGUGGCCAUUUGGUAGAGAAGAAAAAAAAUCAGGAAAUUAUGCAGAAUUUCUCAUGCUCCCAUUUCAAUACAUCCUCAAAUUAGCGCUCCCCCUGAAUUAAAUUUCUCUUUUCCAGUUGAAGUGCAUCCUCCCAUUUACAAAAUCAGACUGUGUGCCUUUUUCCCUUUGAAUAGGCCCCAUUCCCUUCCCUCAAUCAAGUCUAUUUACUAAGUAAAAUGAACUACAGUAUUAAAAAAAAUGGUAUUAAGAAGUUGAAAACAAAUUGGUAUUGUAUUAAAAAUUUGUAGAAAAAAGGAUAAAAAUUUAAACUGGAUUAUGUAGUGAAGAAAAAAAAUCAGUUAGUACUAGGUGCUGUGGGAGAAACAGUUACAGGUAUUGAAUGUUAAUUUUAAUGGUACAAGUUCAUUUGGUUGUUCAAUAUUUUUAGAUUGCAGAUGGAGCCAAUGCAAUUGUAACAGGCAGACUUGGAUCUUUUGAGAAUCCUUUGGCGAUAGUGGGUGGAAACUGUUCAAUUCAAGGAUUUGACUUUGAAGGCAAUGACGAAUUCUGGACAGUAAGUAUUGGUAAUUGUAAGUUGAAGUCAACUGGUUGCUUGUCACCUUAUAUAGCAAUAACUGGGGGGUGGUAUGGGGAGUUGGGUUGUCAUUUUGUGUAACUUACAUCUGUUUGUAAACUAAAUAAAGCACCAAUCCAGUCAGGGAAACGUGAGUUGAAGAGGUCUAUUUUUCUUGCUUUGAGUAUGCAGUCAAAAUGUUACAAUUGUUUUUGAAAGUGAGUACAUAUAAGGCAAACUAUGAUACUUAUCGAUUAUCACCACCAUAAACAUUAACCAAUGUAUUUAACAAUGAAUAUAUAGAGGAGGUUUUGCAUCUUAAAAGCUAAUAGAAAAGUAAAUAAUCCAUUUACAAAAUAAUGUAAUUUUUGUUUUUGGCUUUUUUUUUUUUUGGCAGACAUGUAAAAGUAGUAGCAAAAAUACUAAACUUUAUUCUUCUGUCCCAUUUGUGGCAUCCAUAGGUGACAGGAGACAAUGUGUGCUCCUUGGCAAUGUGUGAUUUUAACAGUGAUGGAUUGGCAGAGGUAUUUUGUCUGCAGUGUUGAUAAAAUGUCAAAUAAUCUCAAUUGUGGCUUUUGCAAAUGUGAGCACUCUAUCAAGGCACUCAUGAAUUUCUCUCCUUAACCCUUUUACUCUCAAGAUCUCAUUAGUAAUUUUCCUUACUGUCUGCCAUACAAUUCUUAUGGAUAAUUUGGUAUUGGAUCAACUGAUAAUCCCCUAAUUGAUAUUUUACUUUAUUCUCAUUACUUGUCUGCUUGAUAUUGUAUUUAUAUUGUUCAGAAAAAUUCUCUCAUAGUCACUUGUGCGAGGUAAAGGGUUAAUGGUAAGUUUUCUGCGGGAUUAAGUUCACAUUUUACAAUUUUACAAUCACUAUAUUUUUGAUUUGCACAGUUACUUGUUGGCUCAGAGGAUUUUGACAUCCGAGUUUUUAAAGAAGAUGAAAUUAUCGCAGAAAUGACUGAAACUGAGGUUGGUGCAUCUAUCUCUUUUCAAGAACCUAUUUAUAUCCUGCAAUUGUGAACAUUGUUGUUAUAAUUAUUUUUCAUCUUCUGUCCAUAGUCUGUAACCUCUCUAUGUCCAAUCCGAGGAUCUCGAUUUGGUUAUGCUUUGGGAAAUGGUACUGUGGGAGUUUAUGACAAGACAGCAAGAUACUGGAGAAUAAAGGUACAAAGUUGAUAUUAUUUAAAAAAAAAAACUCAAAUUAGCUCACAGGUUCACUAUUGACACUUGUAACAGUACUGUUAGUUGUCUAAUACAGGGUUCUCAAUAGAAGGCGGCACCCAGCGAUUGAACACCGCUUACUUUGGGAUUUAUAGCCGCUUACUUUGUGUUUAAGUCGCUUUUCUUUUCUUUGUUUUGUUCUGCAAGUUUGCUUGAGUUGUUUCCAAAUUUUUCUUCCGUUUCUUGCAUGACUGUGAUCCAAACAAAACCAGGAAACUUGCUUACGGUUCUGGACUCAAUCGAUGAAUGCCAUUUUACUUGAGCCCAGGCGUUCACGGUGAAACAUGGUAACGAGGCCUCCUACUUUAUCAGUGAUCACCUCCUACUUAAAAAUCUAUUGAGAACCCUGUAAUACCUUGCCUUGUCAGCUAUUAUUUUUUGGCCAUUUCAUUUUACCUGCUGCCAAGACAACUGCAUUUGCCUUAAGCUUUUGUAAUCACCACACAAUCUCUUCCCAUGUGAUUGUGUAAACUGUUUGACUUUGGUACCCUACUUAUUCCUUCAGUCCUUAAUUUUGCUCAUUUGCCUUGUACAUAACUCAGACCACAGUGUUAGAAUUGACAAAAUUUUAGUCUACGAAACACUUGGAAAAGUGCUUGAUCAUUGUCCUGUCAACGCAAUACUUAGAGAAGACUUCAUUUAUCGGUUUUUUUUUAAAUAUAUCGAUUGUUUUAACAGUCAAAAGUGGACUAAGUAAAAUUAACACUUUUAAAUGAAAGGCUUUUGAUAAACAAUGUGUUCCUCUCAAGAAAGUAUGGUUUAAUACAGUUAUCACUGGCUUAUUUCAUAAGAAUUAUACUAACAUGCAGUUUUUCUGCCAAUCCACUCAGGCAGUUGUGGUUGUUUUCCAUCCCCUAGCACAAUCAUCCCUCCUUAAAUCCUUUUUUUUAAAUUUAAUUUUUUUUUUUCUUUUUUCAGUCAAAAAACCAAGCAAUCACCAUUCACAGUUUUGAUCUUGAUUCUGAUGGAGUGCCAGAGCUCAUCACUGGUUGGUCCAAUGGAAAGGUGAAGAUAUUCUGUCUAAUUGCAAAAGAAAAAGUAAACUUAUGUCUAGCAACUCUAGCAUUGAUAGUAAAAUGGGUCAGUCAAGGACAGUGUCUUACAGUGAUCUUCUACUUCCCUAUUUACUCAACACUUCAACACUUAAUCGACCCCAAAGAGUGUCACUAACAUCUCAUUUCACCCAACAAUAAUUCACCCAUGCAUCAAACAUUGAUGUCAAGAGAGUAAAAGAAAUGAUCUCCAUUGAUCUAGAAGUUCCCAAUUGUUAGGCAAAUUCUUACUCUGUGCCUUACAUUUCCCAUAAUAUCCCAUCAAUGGAUAUUUCCUUAAAUGUUAUUGCCCCUCAGCUUGACACUGCAUUGACAUGAUAAGAAAAAAUUUCUUGUUGUUCAGAGCCUACAAAUUGGCUAAAUGUCUUCAUGCUAGUAAUUAAUGUUUUGCCAAGAAUAGCACUUGUCAACUAUUCUUUCUACUUCCUUUGUUUGUUUUAGUCAUCACAUUUUGUAAACUCCUUUUGCACAUUCUUAGAUUGAUGCUCGUAGUGACAGAACAGGGGAGGUGGUGUUUAAAGAUAACUUCUCUGCUGCCAUUGCUGGUAUACUUGAAGGAGACUAUCGUAUGGAUGGAAAAGUGGAACUCAUUUGUUGUUCAGCAGAGGGGGAAGGUAAUUUUAAUGCACAUGUUGAGUUAUGCAGUGUGUCAGUCGCACUUGUAUUGAAGACAUCUCAAGAGGAUAAACUACUUUUAAAUCUCUGGAAGCUGAAAUAAUAGUUGGUUAUUAAUAACUAAAAGAACACGCUUUAUUUUGGCUUACUGGUGUAAUAAUCCAUGCAGGAUGUGUGCAUUUUAAUGCUGGUAAAGCGAUCAAAAGUGUGGUUUAUUGCUUUCAUUAAAUAAGCUUAAAACAAAACACAGUAUAUCUUAAUCUUUCUAUUGGGUUCCCGGUGCAAUAAACGAUAGGUUUUUGACCAGUCAGGUAGCUUAAAUGUAGGAUCUCAGGCUUUUUUUCAUAAAUGGUAGUAUCCCAGUUUAGUCUUUAAGCUUAUUAUUUGUAUUAUUAUUUAUAACGAGUUUUGAAGACGAGCUUGUAACCUGUGGGCUUCAUAUCCUCAGCACUUUGAUGAGCCAACAACAAGGCAAUAGAAAAAGCAUGAUAGGGAAAAAAGGAGUGGCUUGCAAGGGGGCUGGAUAGGGGUUUGAUUGUUUUCUUCUUGCCUUUGAGAAUUGUCUUCUCAUGUUUCUUUUUUUUCACCCAUCUCAGUUCGUGGGUACUUGCCAGCAUCUGCUGAAAUGAAGGGCAACUUGAUGGAUGUCAAUGUUGAACAAGAUGCACUACGAGACUUGGCACAAAGAAAACAGAAUUUAUUGUUGGAAUUGAAAAACUAUGAAGAAAAUGCUAAGGUAAGAAAUUUAAUUUAAUCUUGUUCCUGGUGGGGGAUGUGAUGAUAUCAUGGCUGCCAGUACUCCAAGCAUCCUCUUACUGGCUAGUUAAUUACUAACAAUAUAAAUAGGAGGAGAGCAACAUCAUUGUACUGACAGAAGCAAAAGUUAAGAAUGGAAGAAAAGGUGGGAUGAGCAGUUGUUGUAUCCUCAGUCUUCUACUGAAACAAGCUAAUGUCACAUGUCAUUUGACUCUGAAUAGUGUGUGUUAUGUAGAAUAUGUAAUUUAAAGGGAGUCCUAUGUUUAGUUUCAGCCCUUUUUUGGCUGUUUGUCAUCAGCCCAGUGCUAGUGUUCAAUAUGGUUAUGUCUGAGUUUUUCUUAUUAGUAAAUUUCCAUCACAGUGAUUACUGUUCAAAACUUUAAUUAUUGAUAUUUGUUCUGACUGAGUAAGUGAUAUCUUUCUUGGGGUCUCAUUCACUCUUUGUUUCUUCCCACCUGAGUGAGAGUUAGGUUUAGGGUGACUAGCUUGAAAUUAUUUGUUGGUGACGUACAAAAAUGUACUGAUCAAAUAGUUCGGUAGGGAAAAUUCAUGUCACAGCUGCAUUUCUAACUAACAAAAGCCCCAGGCCAAUGAAAUAGGCAAAUAAUAUGACUAAAUUAUCAUAGGUUGGAAAGGUUGGAGGUCAAGAGGUUGAUCAAUCACAGAUGGGAGUCAUACCAGCCAGCACUCAACUGCAGACCUCACUGUUGGUAAACCCAGGAAGUGAACAAGUUCAGCCACAUGUGCAGCUCUCAAUUUCAACUACCAAUGAAACUAUUAUCCGGACUGUGAUGAUAUUUGCUGAAGGAGUGUUUGAGGGGGAAAGUCAUGUUGUCCAUCCCUCACAACAAAAUUUAAAGUCAUCUCUUCAAGUUCCAGUGUUCCCACCCAAAGAUAUUCCUGUUGAUCUUCACAUCAAAGCUUUUGUUGGCCAGAAAUCCAGGUUAGUGGACUUGUUAAUUCCUCUGUCAGUGGAUAAGUCACUAGUUUAAAGGGGCAAAAUAAUAAUCAUUGGUGAUGUAGUCCAGAAUGGCAGCAACAUUUCCAUUGUUGAUUGUCAACAACAGAGACAGACACAUCUACAAUCACUUGAGCCACAUUGUGGUCAUGUGAUUUGAUGAUGACCCCUACCCAGGUGGUCAAGGCACUGGUCACAGAGACCAAUAACAGCUCAGCUGUCAACUGGACAGUCAUGGCCACCAUCACUUCAGAUAGAGCAGUUUUAUCAAAAGCAAGAUCAUUUGAUGAGUGAUGUUCUUGAGCUGAAUUCUUUCCUCCAAUAAAAUCUCUCUCCACUUUAAAAGGAUUAUAUUAAGUGGCUGCUGAUGAGGUUUUUUCUGCAAGCAACCAUACAAAAUGCAAUUCAUGGAAUGAGUCUGCAAAAGGGCUAUCUUUAACCAAAGGGAGAAAAUGCAUUAUUUUAAAUCACUAAAAUGUACAGUCAAUGUUGCAAAUAUGAAAUGAAAGAAGGCAUGUGUAAGUGCUUCUAGUCAGACAAUUAUACCUUUACCUUACCAUCUGAUUCUAUAUUUUGUGUAUGUUUCUUAAUUUGUUUGUUUUGGCUUUUUUUGUUGCUGUUUGUUUUAUUUUUUGUUUGAAAUUUAAUUUCUGUUUUGCAGCAACCACUUCCAUGUUUUUGAGCUUACAAGACAGCUACCAAGGUAACAAUAUUUAUACUCUGUGAAAUAUUUUAAGAGACCUGCAAAAUUACUAACAAUAAGUGAUAACCUGAUUGAUACAGGUUGAUUCUAUAGAUUUAAAUUAGUUUUGGAAAAGAAUUUGAAUACCUCAAGCUUCAGUGGGUACUGAAUCUCACCUCCUAGUCAGAGUAGCAUUUGAACAAGGCCAGUCUAACAUUGUGCGAGCUAGAUCAUAUUCUACUAUGGCUGUCUUUCAACCACACAAGAGAAACUGAAAUUUGUGUGCCUUGAGAUGGAUUGAAGGGCAAUGUAGCUUUUUUCAUGGUAGUUUUCACUUAGUCUGUAAGGCUAAGAGGCAUGUAUUUUUCAUGUGGCUCUUUCUUCCCCAAAACACUCUAUACAUUAAUACUAGUACUACAUACUACAAGCGUCCUUAUUGGUAAAAAGCUACCGUUUAUUUCACUGAUGAACCCAUAUUUUUUUUUAUGAAUUAAAGCAAUACACUGCACUUUCUGUCUAUUUUCCUGCCUAAUAAGCCACUUGGGAUAUGGGGGGAACAUUUUCACGUGGGAAGAACUUUUCACGUGUUCUCCCAACAUCCCGAGUGAGUUAUUAUGCCGGUAAACCUAUUAAAUCACUACUUGAAGUAUGAUUCAUUUCCAAACUCAAUCAACAUCAUUUCUGUUGUGUAGAUUCACCCUGUACAUACCUUGCCCAGAUGGUUAUGCUGAACCAAAAUCCAGCUGCUGCUUCCAUAUUAAUGAAAGAGUGAACAGGGUAAGCCCACUACAACGACUAGCAUCUAAUUUCUCCUCAUAAUAUCACGCCUGAGUCACACUUUAAGGUCACAAGAAUAAAGGAAAUGACCAUCAACUGAAGAAGCUCUUGAUUGUUAAACAAAGUCUCCUUGUCAAGACAUUGGGAAAAGUUUAGGAACAGGAUGGAGAAUAUGUUUACUUUUGUUAGGGUGUAAAUGUUUAGGUAAACGCGGAUAUCUGAUCAUUGCUGGUAACUGACCUCUAUUUUCUGGUUCCUGCACAGGCUGUUAUGUGGCUAAAUCAGAAUUUUCUCCUCCCGGAUGAGGUAGAGAGUAAAGAUGGCGACCUUGACAUAAUGUUCUUGUCUCUGAGAACUGGUAACCCCUUGGCAAUCAAAAUGGAUCAAAGUGGAAAUGUAAGGAGCUGAAUUGAUUUUAGUACACCAUAGCUACAGCUGUACCAGUUCUCAUGCAUAGAGUGGCUAUCUUUUCUCUGGACUAAAGUUUAACGGAGAAACUCAGGAAAAUUCAGGCUUCGACAGGAUUCGAACCUGUGCCUAGUUGCGUGCUAAUUGGUAGUAGCGCUUAGGCGGAACCAGCGGGAAGCUUAACCUUUUUGCAGUCAAAUCUUUGUAAUUAUUUACUGAUAAUAAAAAGCACUCAGGAGGGUAACUCCUCCUUUCCUAGUAAACCUCGGCGAGACCUGGUUUUGAACCAGAGCUUGGGGUCGAUUUUUUUUUCUGCGAUUUUUUCAUGUAAGCACAUUUAAAUUACCCACUUUUUUUCUUAGCACGCUUUUAGAGAAUUCAACAAGUGGUACCAAAAAAAGUCCAGGUUCGUGUUCAGAAGCCCUUGUCUUUAUCUUUAACGAAAUGUAAUAAGCUGCUCACUACAUAAGUGAAAACUUUCUGUUAGGCUGUUGGAAGGCUAGGUUAUGAUAUUACAUACAAAGCAAAUUUGUAAAAUGAGGGGAAUGUAUUAAAACGUAUCUGGCAGGCCUAAGUUUUUUGUUCUGUCUAGGUGAGUGUCCAAACAGAUGACAUGGAUUUAGCAGGUGAUAUCAUUCAGGCACUCGCAACCUUCCUGGGAAUUGAGGUAAUUUUUCCCUGAACAAUAUAAAUAGAAACUCUUUUUUCAUUGUCACUUUGGCAGCUUUCAUAACGACCAAUUGAUGGUUUUGUCCAAGUCCUAUUGGGUUUGUUGUUUCUGUUUGCGUUGGUUUCGUGAUUCGAAUGCAGCUUUCUUGAUUGAGAACAGUGUCACUCCUUAGAGAGCAGCGAACCUGAAUUGCUUUUCAGUUGUGAAGAAGUUACCUCUAAAGUGUCUCUAGAGAAAACAUGUCGCUGUUUUCUGAAAGUAAAUUUAACUUAACACUGCUUUAGAGAAGAGCUAACCACUUCGCCAUACGAUUUUACUCCAGGACUUACAGACCACUGCAGAAUUUCCGGAGCAUUUGGAAGAACUUCGUGCGGUGUUGCUUAAGGUAAUAAACCUAAACAAAACUUAUUAAAACAGUUCCGGAUUAACAUGACGAAUAUGCAAUGUUGUUCAAAGCGUUAUUUAACCUAACUGUAUAUCUGGCCUUAAAACCAAUCAAUCAAUUUUCGCGCUAUUUUUUCGGACACUUUAGGUCACGUUGUGUAGAAUCACCACACAUUCAUCACGCAAUAACCCCCAUCAUUGUUCUCCGAUUAUUUACGUUGAAAAGUAACAAAGCCAGUUAAAAAAAAACUUGAGCCAGCUCAAAAUUUUUAUCAUUUCACCUCCAUCAUUUUACACGGAAGACAAAUAAACUCGUUUUGUAGAAUUUACUGAUAGUGAUAUUAAAAAGCUGGACUCAAAUGCGCAAUCGCCAUUAGAUCAACGUUGACUUUUUACGGGCGCUGUUUGCAAGAUAUAAAAGUUGUUGGGUUAGGAGGAUUCUAUAAUCGAUAAACCUCUUUCCGGCCGGUUUGUCGGAUGACAAUGUUCUUGGUGAGAGAUUGUCCUCAGAAUUUCACAUUUUCUCUCGAAGCGUCGUUUCUUGACCAAAUGUUGAAAGAAUAAAACCUUUCGGAUUUUAUUCUUUCAGUCGAAAAAAAUUAAAUACAUGGGACUGCAUUGUUUUUGCUUUGGUUCGCUUUGUAAUUCAUUUAAAUAAUUCUGGCAAGAGAAUACGUUCUCUUAGUGAUGGUGGUACCAACUUUCCAAUAAAUCAGUUGCGAUACUAAAUCACUGUGACUGGGUCGCUUCUAUUUUCCCGCCGGUGGGGCCCGCUAACUGUGUUCAAAAUGCGUUCUCAUUGGAUCCAUCUAAUGUUUUCUACUUGAUUUGAUUGGCUGUCGUGAAUACUUUUGUUUCACGGCACUUAACCUUAAAACACUGUCUCGGGUGUUUGAUCACUGACGCGAUACAUGCCUUCAAAUUAUCAUCCUUCAGGUAGACGAGCUGCAUGCUGUGAGACAAAAACUGACAGCUGAGAUGGCAGAUCACUCCAAUUUGAUCAGAAGCUUGGUUGUCAGAGCUGAAGAUGCCAGAUUAAUGGGAGACAUGUGAGCAUGCUGAUUAAUGUUGAUUAAUGUUACCCGCCCUUUUGAGAUGUAGUGGUCUUAUGCAAGCGCACUUGAUCAGCUGCAAGUGGUGCAAAAGGGGUCUGUGCCCGGAAGAGGGGUCGCAAGGUUUUCCCUCUGGGUCAAGGGACAUGCUCCCUCAGAAAAAAAAGUGAAAUCUAGAGGCUUGGAAAUGUAAUUUUCUGCAUUCUGGUCGUCAUGAAGAGUAUUGUUUUAAAUUUAAUAUUUAUUGGCACCUCUAUAAUUUGCCUGUCAUUUCUGAGUUAAAGAUCACUGUGUUGUUUCCUUGGGUUGAAGCUCUCAAGUUUUCCUUAGAGUUUCUCUGUGCUACUGAACGAUUAGCUUUCUCUCUCUUUAUUCCUCGUGGAAAUUUCAGUGAUAACUCCUUUAAUUUUUUGGUUAAUAAUUCACUCAAACCGUUCGCGGCUGAUAAAUUUAUUCCUCAGAUUUCAUGUUUGUUCUUACUUUCUUUGUAGGAAAAACAUGAGAAAAGGCUACAUGGAACUGUAUGACCUGAACAGAGAUUUAAUCAAUGGCUACAAGAUCAGAUGUAAUAAUCACACAGAGCUUCUGUCCUGUCUAAAACUUGUCAAUCAGGCCAUCCAACGAGCUGGAAAGCUCAGAGGUAACGGAUUAACUCAAUGCAUUAACCCCCUCGCUCUCAGGAAUGAUCAUGUGCUACUUUCUCCCCACAACUCUAAGACACUGUUCAGGAGACAGGCGAUGAGAGUUAAGCAAAUUAUCUGACAGAGGUUAUUUUGAGAUAUAACUCUCAGAUUCUCCUCAAGAGCCUUCAGAAAAAGCAUAAUCAUCAGUAAGGGAGUUAACUUUGAAUUCGUGCGGAUGACUGAAAGGAUUAAACGAAAAGCAUCCAAAUAGUUUGGCCAGUUGCUGGAGAAAAGUAAGAACUUGCAUUUUUGUCCUCACUUAUGGCUCUUGUAUGAGCCCUCCACCUUUUUCCUCUUAUAAUCUGCCCCCUCAAACAAGCCCCUCUCCAAUUGGCUCAAAGCUCAUGUGAGCCCCUUUCACAUAAGCUCCUCUAGAGAAAUUCUCUCUCUUAAAUGAAUCCUCUAUCUGGAUGACCUAUGUAUUGUUAAGUAUUAUUAAGGAAUGUUGUACAGCUUUCAAAGAUGCUUUAUCGUCAUCUAAUCCCUGAUUUUUCAUUUUCCUGCAGUGGGCAAAGCUAAAUCUCAAGUUAUUGCAGGCUGCCGACAAGCGAUCAAGAAUAACAAUGUCAACGGCUUGUUCAAGAUAAUUAAAGCUGGUUCCCUGUAAAGUCUCACCGUCACAGUUCCUAAAGCAUUUAUUAAACUUCAGAGGCCGGUUUUUUAAAUGACUUUUGAAUCCGGCUGCGGUUUAGACAAUCGGUAGUCCCUUGAGCUCUUUGCAUGUGGGUUGUUGGAAUGAAAUGCGUGUUUUCCAAUGUUCAUUAGAACCGUCCUUGACAUUGCUUUAACAAAAUCAACAUUUAGAUUCAACGUUUGCCUUUAUUGAGGGCUGUUUAAAACCUGGUCGUGGUAAAACGACGUUAUGUUAGAUGGUCUUCAAAAAAUUAAUUAAUUUAUGAAGAAGAGGUAAAUUGUACUUGCCCUACGGGCUCGUGCAAUUUUGUUGUCUCUGAAAGAUUUCCUUGUGCUUAUUAACACCAAAUUGCACUCGAAAUUAUGUCAUUAUCUAUUCUUAGUACUGAGUGCGUCUGCUUUACAGGCUACAUUAUUUUAAAGGUGCGCCCACAGAAGUGGUGUAACCAGCCGGUUAAAAGCCUUUGAUGCUGAAUCUUGAGGCAGUCUCGAGAGAAAUGAGAAUGAAAUUGUGGAUUAAUUUUUCCUUCGUUCGCUGCUCCGCAGCCUUCAUCUUCUUUGAGUGCCCACAUUGUAAAUAGUAUCAAGGCGCAAGGAAUGCUUAUUCAGUAAAGGCUGUAAGAUUUGAAAAAUUGAUCAAAUUUAAAUGGUGGC
This is a messenger RNA of Pocillopora meandrina, 13071 nucleotides long. The record is from the annotation of a GenBank genome assembly. Lineage: Eukaryota; Metazoa; Cnidaria; Anthozoa; Scleractinia; Pocilloporidae.